AUGCUUCCCAAUCCUUCUGAAAAGUACAAGAAGUUUGUGCCUUUGAAGCUCCCCAAUAGACAAUGGCCAGACCGAACGUUCGAGAAACCUCCACGCUGGCUGUCCACCGACCUUAGAGAUGGAAAUCAGUCUCUUCCUGAUCCGAUGUCUGUUGAGGAGAAAAAGAUCUAUUUCCAGAAACUGCUUGACAUCGGAUUCAAAGAGAUCGAGGUCGCAUUCCCGUCAGCCUCGCAGAUCGAUUUUGAUUUCACCAGAUAUUGUGUUGAAAAUGCCCCACAGGACGUGUCUAUCCAGGUUCUUUCUCCGUGCCGUCCAGAGCUGAUCAAACGCACUGUCGAGUCGCUUUCUGGAGCCAAAAAAGCCAUUGUCCAUCUGUACCUGGCCACAUCUGACUGCUUCCGUGACGUUGUGUUUGGAUUGUCGAAAGAAGAGACACUGAAGCUUGCUACGGAAUGCACUAAGUUGGUGAGAAGUCUCACCAAGGACGAUCCGAAGCAAAAAGGAACCGUGUGGUCGUACGAAUUCUCGCCAGAAACGUUUAGUGACAGCGAUCCGGACUAUGUUUUGGAGGUCUGCGAGAGUGUCAAGGCAGCUUGGGGCCCAAGUAAGGAAAAUCCCAUCAUUUUCAACCUCCCUGCCACCGUCGAGAUGUCGACGCCAAACGUUUAUGCUGACCAGAUUGAGUACUUUUGCACGCACAUAUCCAACAGAGACGCCGUGUGUGUGUCUCUCCACCCACAUAAUGACCGUGGGUGUGCCGUCGGUGCGGCAGAGCUUGCGCAGCUUGCUGGUGCCGACAGAGUCGAGGGGUGUCUUUUUGGAAACGGAGAGCGGACUGGCAAUGUCGACUUGGUCACUCUGGCCCUGAAUCUGUACACACAGGGCAUUCAUCCGAACCUGGACUUUUCAGACAUGAAAUCUGUGAUUGACGUGGUGGAAAAAUGCAACAAGAUUCCUGUGCAUGCCCGUGCCCCUUACGGCGGACAGUUGGUGGUGUGUGCCUUUUCUGGCUCUCACCAGGAUGCUAUCAAGAAAGGUUUCGAGAGAAGAAAGGACAACAAGGGCAUCUGGCAGAUUCCGUAUCUUCCGCUGGAUCCACAAGAUAUCGGCAGAACCUACGAGGCCAUAAUCCGUGUCAAUUCGCAAUCUGGAAAGGGCGGCGCCUCGUGGAUCAUUUUGCGCAACAUGGAGCUCGAUCUUCCUCGUGGACUGCAAAUAAGUUUCUCGAAAGUGGUCCAGGAUGCCACCGAGAAGAAGGGAAGAGAGCUCAAGGCAAACGAGAUCAUGGAUCUGUUUAAGAACGAGUAUCUGCUCUACAACUACGAGGACGGUGAGAAUCUCAGGCCAGCGGGCAACUUAUUCAAAUUGGACAACUAUUAUCUCGGUAAUAAGGACAAUAAAACCAGACAGUUGGUGGUCGACAUGUCGAAUUACGACGGAACUAUCUCGUACAAAGUCCUGGGAGAGGGUAACGGACCUAUCUCUGCGUUUGUGAACGGUUUGAACACACAAUUCAAGUCGAAGUUCCAAGUGAUUAACUAUCACGAGCAUUCUCUGGGUUCUGACUCCAACUCCAAGGCAGCAGCCUACAUCAACUGUAAGGUUGACGACAGGCAUCUCAUUUGGGGUGUUGGUAUCAACGAGGAUGUCAGUACUGCCAGCUUCAACUCUCUUUUGAGUGUCAUCAACCAGGCCAUCCGCAAAGGUGUGAUCAAGGAGAUGAACACGUAUGAUGAUUUGGAUAGGGACGAGCUUUUGCAACGUCUUGUGUCACUCGAAAAAGAAUUCAAUGCGUAUAUAGGCGAGUCAAAGGAGCUAGAGGAGUUUCUGGAAGGCGAAGUUGAGCGGUUGACCAAGCAGGCCCAGACAUUGGAGGAGGCCAACAAGAGGCUACAAGACCAGCUGGACGCAGCCAGCGCCCAGAAUAUCGAGCUCACGCGGCAGAUAGGGGUUUCGGACGAUGAGAAGAGAGCACACGUCAGCCAACUCAACGAGAAAGUGCGAGCUCUGGAGAAAAGGCUCAUAGACACAGAGGUGCUCAACGACGGCCUGGAGUCGAGGUUGCGCAUACUGGAGUCUUCCAGAGACGACGAAGACGCACGGCUAGGGGAACUGAUCGAGCGUUUAGCGCUCUUGGAUAGCGACAAUCUUGGCAAGGACCAGCUGAUAGGCCAGCUACAACUUCAGAUACAGGCACUUCAGAGAGAGAAUAAAAACCUUGCGCAGCAGUGUGACAAGUACGAGAAGUUCAGCAAACUAAUGACAAUUAAUAGAACGGAAUUGAAGGUAGCAAAGUUCCAGACUCCUCCAAUUAACGAAUGAAUUCGCAUGGCACGGCCACGAUGGGUAGAUAGAAUAAAUACG
Molecule: messenger RNA, 2364 nt
Organism: Ogataea polymorpha
Lineage: Eukaryota; Fungi; Ascomycota; Pichiomycetes; Pichiales; Pichiaceae
Exons: 2
Coding region: 1-2322 (773 amino acids)
Biological process (GO): L-leucine biosynthetic process
Cellular component (GO): mitochondrion
Molecular function (GO): 2-isopropylmalate synthase activity
Source: RefSeq, a predicted model, not a curated record